Dermatophagoides farinae (American house dust mite) is the source of this 2948-nucleotide messenger RNA. Lineage: Eukaryota; Metazoa; Arthropoda; Arachnida; Sarcoptiformes; Pyroglyphidae. The record is from RefSeq and is a predicted model, not a curated record.
GUUGUGAUGAAUGAUAUAUUAUUAUGGAAUUUGAAGAACAAUCAUUGUCGACUAUAUCGACUUUAUUGGCAACAUCGAUUGAUGAAUAUAUUUCUUCAUCAUCAUCAUCAUCACCGUCUAUUGAAGAAAAAUCAUCAUCAUCAUCAUCAUUAACGUUCCUAUCAACGGAUUCAUUAUCAAUAUAUCUGAAGAUUAUAAUCGGAAUUAUAUUAGUUAUCGUUAUAUUGAUUUCAAUAUUUGGUAACAUACUUGUUUGCGUUGCCAUAGCAUCGGAUAGAAGGCUUAGACGUCUUGGUAAUCUUUUUCUUGUUUCAUUGGCUAUUGCUGAUCUAUGUGUUGGUGCAUUAGUCAUGACAUUUGCACUUGCUAAUGACCUUAUGGAAUAUUGGCCAUUCUGGCCACAAUUAUGUGAAAUAUGGAUCGCAUUUGACAUCAGUUGCAGCACCUGUUCUAUUAUUAAUUUAUGCGCCAUUGCAUUAGAUAGAUUUGCUCAUAUUAAAGAUCCAAUGCUUUAUAAUCGUUGGAUGAAUAAACGUAUUGUUAUUGCUGCCGUAUCAAUCAUAUGGAUUCUUUCCGGUCUGAUUUCAUUUUUACCCAUUUCUUUGGGCUGGCAUAAACCUUUACCAUCAUCAUCAGCGACAACUAUUGUGAAUCGAAUGAAUAAUACAUCCAAUCUUAUUUCGCCAUCAACAAUGAUGACUAUCAUCGAAUUAAAUCGUGGCUAUGAUCAUCAUCGUCGAAUAGAUAAACGAUUCUCAUUUUCUCAAUCACCGGAAAUAAUUGAACAACAACGACAAAAACGAUCAAUUGAUCGCCAGCAGCCAGUAUCUGAAUUCGAUUAUCGCCCAUUAUUCUUUACAAUGUUUCGUCAGCAAAAUAUUUCAACAAUGGCUACGAUUGGUCGUGCUCCUUCAUUUUAUCUCCCCGUACCUAUUUUCGCUGAGAAUGAACAAAUUCAUUCGGAAACGGAAAGCAUAGAGGAUGAAAUAGAUAGAGAUGAUAAUCAACUCAAAGAACAACAAGUGAUUUUUGCUACACUACGCCAUUCAAGACAUUAUUCCACUGUUUAUUCAAAUCAAAUAAAUGAUCAAAUUCAUCAUUAUGAAAAACAAGAAAAAAAAUCCGAUAAAAUCGGCCAUAAAAAUUCAAUAUCAACAUCAUCAUCAUCCUCGAAUUGUAUAAAUGAUUGUGAUACGAAUGUUGAAUCAACAACGAUAAUACCACAAAUACAAGAUUUGCCACAAUGUGCAUUAGAUUUAACACCAACAUAUGCUGUGAUUAGUUCAUGUAUUAGUUUUUAUUUACCAUGUUUAAUAAUGUUGUGCCUAUAUGCUCGACUAUAUUCAAUAUGUAAACAACAUGUUAAGACCAUAAAAUCAAUGACAAAAAUGAUUGCACCAUGUCCACAGCCGGGAUUUAUUACCACUACUAAUACCGUUAUGACAGCUGAAAUACGUAAUCAACAACAACAACAAAAUCCAUUAUUAACUGAUUCAAUCAAAAUGACAAUCAAUCAUAAUAAUAAUCAAAUUGUUACAGAUGGACAAAAUAAACGUCAUUCAUCAACAACGACAAAUCCAGGGACUUUGAAUCAUCAUCAUUCGAAUCAAUUUCAACAUCAACAACAACAACAACAAAGUCAUGUAUCUGAACAUAAAGCUGCCAUUACGUUGGGUAUUAUAAUGGGAACAUUCUUGGCUUGUUGGAUGCCAUUCUUUUUCAUGAAUAUUGUUGCUGCAUUCUGUAAAACUUGUAUACCCGCAUCAGUGUUUAAAUUACUCACCUGGCUUGGUUAUUUCAAUAGUUGUCUUAAUCCGGCAAUUUACAGUAUAUUUAACACAGAAUUUCGUGAGGCAUUUCGAAGAAUUCUUGUACGUUAUGUUUUCAGUUCGGAUAUGUCACAAACAUGUAAUCGAAUUUGUCAGAAUUCAUGUUCAUCGAUGGGUAAAAAUCGACAAUCAUCAACAUUAAUGAGGACAAAAAUGGCAUCAAUAAAUGUUGAUCAAGAAGCUGGCGACUGUUUUAUAGACGAUAGAAUUGAUCGUCAUUCACUUCAAUUACAAUCGAAUCAAUAUGAACAACAAAUAUUGGGAAAGAAAGCUAAUUCUUCAUUGAUUCUCCACCAAUCAUUGGAUCAUAAUAGCCAUCAUACAUUAUCAAAUAACAAUGAUGAAAAACAAAACAUUGAAACACAACAAUCAUCAUCGUCUGAUAUGACAUUAAAAUCAAAUGGUCAUAGCCAAAGUUCAAAUGUGGAUACUAAACACAUUGAUGAUGAAGAUGAUAAUGAUGAAAAACUAGACAAUAAUAAUAUUAUUAAUCUACAGAAUAAAGUAGAUAAAUCAAGAAAAUCGAAUGAACAAUCAACAGUGAAACGACAAUCAAAUCGACAAUAUUAUCAUCAUCAUCAUCGACAACGAAAUUAUAAUAAUCAACAACUUUAUAAUUCAUAUUCAUUUGAUCAUUGUUAUUCGACAACAAAAUUAGAUAGAAAAAUUGAUACAACUCUUAUAGCCGAAUCACCACAUCAUCAUCAUCAUCGACAAAUGUCUUCCGAUCCAAAUAUUAAUUUGGCUUUAAAUCGAAAUUUGUACAAUCCAAAUCAAAACCACAAUCAUAAUCAUCAUAAUCAAUGUAAAUCUGAUACAUCUGCAACAUCAAUGAAGACGACGAUGAUCAAGCAACAGAAUUCUUCAUUUGAUGUUUGAUGAAUUGAAACGAAAAAAAGUGAAAAAAAUCAACUCGAUUCGGAAUUCUUGCCAAUUUUUUUUUUUGAUAAAAAAUGAGCUUUAAAUAUAACUAAACCAAUAUAAAAAAACAACAUGAAAACAAUUUCAUCUUUCAAUACAUCUUAUAUAGUUUCAUAUAAUUAUAAUAAUCAUAAUCAUAAUUUGCACAUACAAACAUCUGAUACUUUUAUUCCGAAUUCUUUUUUUUUUUUUUUUUUA